AUGACUGGCUGGACGUUCAUCUUCGAGGAGGACUUGGCCAGGUACCAGUACGCUCGGGAGAGCUGGGUCGUUUUCCACCAGCAGCCUCCUGAGAAGUGGUGGGCCAAGCGGCAGUGGGACAGCUUCCAGCAGGGAAUGUCCACAAUCUGCGGGCUUGCGGUGCCCAUGCUGCUCAGCGCGUGGAACCCGACCGAGCAUCUGCACCCCCUUGAGCUGCUCGGCUGGGGGCUCUGGAUCUCGUUCUGGGCGCUCGAGAACCUGGCGGACCGCCAGAAGCGCCUCUUCCUGCUGGAGUGCCGGAGGCUGGACGCCGUGUCCGUGACCGAGGCGGAGCGCGAGGAGCUCCGGGCCGCCACGCUGGGCAUGUCGCCCUGGGACGGGUCGGAGUUCUGGCUCUGGACCCGGUGCCGGCACCCCAACUACUUUGGCGAGUGGAUGUGCUGGGUCAGUCUGUCCCUCGCCGCGGUGCCGUCCCUGGUCGCUCUCGCCAGUCGGGGGUGCGCCAGCUGGAGGGUCUGCGCACUGGCGCUCCUGCUGCUGCACACGCCGCGGAUGUUUUACGACUGCCUGGUGCACUGGACGGGGGCGGCCGCGGCGGAGCACUUCUCCGUGCGGAAGCGGCCCGCCUACCGCGAGUACCAGCGCACCGUGCGGUGCUUCUUCCCCGUGGAGGUCCCCUUCGUCGACCACCACCGCCAGGCUGGCUGGCCGCGUCCUGCCGCGAGCGACAAGGGUGCGCCUGAUGCGCCCGCCGGAGACGUGCCGGCCAGCGAGAGCUUCGGGCGACCGACCGACGACGCCUUGUGA
Molecule: messenger RNA, 807 nt
Organism: Prorocentrum cordatum
Lineage: Eukaryota; Dinophyceae; Prorocentrales; Prorocentraceae
Source: the annotation of a GenBank genome assembly